CCGUCAGGAACUUGUAGUUUUUUAUCUUGUCUUGUUGAUCUCAAAGCUUGGAAUUCGAAGAAACUAUCGUCAAAUCAAAUAUUUGAUUUAAACACGCAAUGUUGAAAUGAUAAUAUGUGAUGAAACAAAUUGUUUUCAAUCAGUGCCUUAUUCGUUUAUUGUUUAAAGUGUGACCGUACUAAAAUAAACAGAUGAGAGAUUCGACCAUCGGUGUUCAUUUGUUUUCAUUAUGACGAAGCGCCGAAGAAUACUUCACGCUGACAAAAUAAUACAAAAUGUUAUUAAUGUCUUCUGUUUGUUAAUGUUUUUACAGUUAAAAGGAUAUUAUUCGGUUGCAAGUAACCCAAUACUUCUCUAUUCAACGGCAUCUGACAUUCGUAUAGUAAACACUUCAAAACUCGGCAAAGUGAACACAAUAGUGAAAGAUCUUGAACAUGGCUCCGCAGUGGACUUCCACUACAGGAAGGAACUUGUGUGCUGGUCUGAUCAAAAUGCUGAGUUGAUACAAUGUAUGAAGUAUAAUGAGACGUACAUAGGAGAAAAGAUAAGGAUAGUCUCGCAAGGAUCACUCACGCCCACUGGCAUCGCGAUAGACUGGUACACAAACAAACUAUACUGGACAGAUGGAGACACUAAUAGGAUAGAAGUUAUUUGUAUAGAACAAAAGUAUAGAAAGGUUUUAUUCUGGUCCGAGGUUGACUUGGCCAGAGCCAUAGCCGUUGUUCCUAAAGAUGGGUUGAUGUUUUGGACGGACUGGGGUGAAAUACCUAAAAUAGAAAGAGCCGGCAUGAACGGCGACCCGGCCACGCGCAAAGUUAUAGUUAAAGAGAAUAUAUUUUGGCCAAACGGAAUUACGAUAGAUUACGACAAUAAUUUGAUUUAUUGGAUGGACGCGAAGCUUCAGUUUGUUGAUGUUAUUGAUUUUAAUGGCGAUAAAAGGAAGAGGAUUGUUAACGGCGGUCUUGUGUAUCCGUAUGCGCUAACGUUUUUCAAUUAUAAACUUUAUUGGACUGAUUGGAAAACUUGGUCGAUCCACACAUGGGAUAUAUCGACUAACGGGCCUUCAAUAAAAGAACUUAUAAAGUCGCACGAAGUACCUGUGGACAUUAAGGUGUACGACGCGACCAGGCAGCCGAUGCCUAGCGGAGACUAUCCGUGUAAAGAUAACAAUGGUGGAUGUUCACAUCUGUGUCUCCUGUCACCUACGCCACCAGGCUACAUAUGCGCCUGUCCCACCGGCUCCAAGCUGAAAGAAGACAGCAACACAACAUGUUACGACAGCCCGCAGUCCCUACUGAUCAUAGCCCAGCGGUCGGCGAUUUCCAAAAUAUCGCUCGACUCACCAGACUUCACGCCAUAUACCCUGCCAUUAAAGGAUCUGAAGAGAGCUCUCACUGUGGACUUUGAUCCAAAAUCGGAGUACAUUUACUGGGCUGACAACUUGGCUAAAACGAUAUCGAAGGCGCGUCUGGACGGCAGCGAGCAGUCCGUGGUGAUUCACAGCAGCGGCGUGCCCGACAGCAUCGCCAUCGAUCCCCUCGCGCGCAACAUCUACUGGACCGACCCCGUCACCGACACCAUCAAUGUGGCCAGGCUCGAUGGCACUUCAAAGAAGGUUAUCGUCCACAACGAUCUAUACGAUCCCCGCGCGAUCGCACUGCAUCCCACUGGCGGUUGGAUGUUCUGGUCGGAUUGGAACGAGAAGAAGCCCAAAAUAGAACGAGCUAACCUGGACGGCAGUGGACGUGUGCUGCUGAUAUCCGAGAAACUAACGUGGCCCAACGGCAUCGCGCUGGAUACCGUCGCUAACAAAUUAUACUGGUGUGAUGCAAGAACUAGGAAGAUCGAGGUAUGUAAUAUGGAUGGUACAGACAGAAAAGAAUUGCACAGUACUGAAUUACUGCAUAUUUUCGGAUUGACUUUGCUCGGAGACUAUCUCUACUGGACAGACAUGCAGAAGCGAACACUGGACAGAAUUAACAAGAAUACAGGUUUGGACAGACAGCCAGUGGUGGAGCAGAUGGCGAGCAUGAUGGGCGUGAAGGCGAUCCGCCUCGGCGAGGCGCUCGGCUCCAACCGCUGCGCGCUCCACAACGGCGGCUGCUCGCAUCUCUGCUUCAACAGGCCCGGGGACUACGUGUGCAGCUGUCCGCUGGUUUUGGAACUCGGCAGUGAUCGCAAGACUUGCGUGGAGCCCGAAGCGUUUCUGGUGUACAGUCGCAAGAACGUAAUUGGCAGGAUCAGCAUAGAGAAUGAAAACAACGACGCAGUGUUGCCGAUAAAGGAACUGAAGGAAGUCAGCGCUCUAGCCGUGCAUGUGUCUGGAGCUAAAUUGUACUGGUCAGACAGCAAAAUGAAAACAAUCAGUCGAUGUUCUAUAGACGGAACUAAUGUGGAGAAGAUAUUAGAGUGGAUGGGAUUAGUUGAAGGUCUCGCAAUCGACUGGGCGGGGCAGAACAUCUACUGGACGGACACGGCGACGCAGCGCAUCGAGGUGGCGCGGCUCGACGGCUCCAGCAGGAGAGCGCUCAUCUGGCAAGGGCUGAAGAAACCGAAGAGUAUUGUGCUCGACCCUAAGAAAGGAUACAUGUACUGGUCAGAACUCGGUUCGAAGAGUAUUAAACGCGCCGCCAUGGACGGGUCAUCGCCUACCGUGUUUAUGGAGCAAGUAGGCAGGGUCCACGCCCUCGCCAUAGACUACGAGAAGCGUGCCAUCUACUGGGCGGCACUGGACCCGCCCGUCAUAGAGUUCGCGUACCUCAACGGCACUGGCAGGAGGACGUUAGCGGACGACAUACCGAUGCCGUUUGCACUCACACUGUAUAAUGAUUCGGUGUUUUGGGGCGAUUGGAAUACGGGUAUAGUAGAGAGCGCCAAGAAACGCGACGGGUCCCAGCGCCGGGCGGUGCACGCCGGGCUGGACUACCUGUCCGACCUCAAGGUGUUCGGCGGCGCGGGCGCGAGCGCGGCAGGCAGCAACCAGUGCGGCGCCGACAACGGCGGCUGUGCGCACCUGUGCCUCGCCGCGCCCGCCGACUACCGCUGCGCCUGUCCAGCGCACUACCGCCUCGCCAGGGACAACGUCUCCUGCACCGAACCGGAAGAAUUUCUGUUAUUCGCCCAAAAGAACGCAGUUGGUCGGAUAUUGGUGGCCAAUGGGGAGAGCAAUGACGCGUUCAUACCUUUGACCGGCUUGAAGAACGUCAAAGCCAUCGAAUACGACCCUGUCAAUAAGUUCUUAUACUGGAUGGACGACGACUCGCACGCGAUACGACGCGUUCCCAUAUCGUACUCGACGACAUCAGCUGUGACCGACUCGUCGCCGGUGGUGACGGGGCUCUCGCACCCCGUCCAUAUGGCGCUGGACGUAUUGGGAAGGACCCUCUACUGGACAUGUUCCGAUACAGACUCGAUAAACGCGACCACUAUCGAUACCAACUCGUCUGUCAGCGUCAUUGUUAGAGGAGAUAACAUGAUGCCACGACACCUCGCUUUUCAUCAGACCAAGAGACUGUUGGUGUGGAACGACGUAGGCCGUGGCGCCAUAACACGCGCGAGUGUAGACGGCACCGCGCGUGUGGACCUCGCGCACGUGGCCAACACCACCGCGCUCGCCAUCGACCAGCCCGCCGCCACCGUGUAUUGGGCCGCCGAGCGACAGAUACACGCCAUCGACCUCGACGGAUCCAACAAGCAGCUGGUGUGGCAGGGCGGCUGGGCGAGGCGCGCUGCGAUACACGGCGGCGCGCUGUACCUGGGCGGCGGCGAGCGCGCGCUGGCCCGCGUGCCGCUACACCACCGCGACGCACCCGCCACCUCCAUGCCGCACCUCGCCCGGCUCGUCGCGCUGCGGCAACUCACCAAGACCGCGCGCACGCACGCGUGCUGGCUGGGCGGGCGCUGCGGCGGCAGCGCAGGCGCGUGCAGCGCAGGGGGAGCGUGCGGGUGCGCGCCGCACUGCCAGGCAGCGCCGCGCUGCGCCGCGGACCACUUCCUCUGCGACGCGCAUCUGCCGCGCCCGCGCUGUCUGCUCAACGACUGGAAAUGCGACGGUCAGAAGGACUGCGCGGACGGGUCGGACGAGGCGGAGUGCGGCGCGUGCGGCGGCGGGCUCGUGCGCUGCGCGGACGGCGCAUGCGCCAACGCGCUGCACGCUUGUGACGCCGGCGUCUACUGCGCCUCCGCGCAGCUGCCCGACGCCUUCCGAUGUGACGACCGUCUAUGUCUGGCGGCACGUCUGCUGUGCGACGGCCGGCAGCACUGUGACGACGGCUCUGACGAAGCGCCCGCAGCCUGCGGGUACACGCACAAGGAUCAGGUUCGAUACAACACACAACAUAAUGCCUUAUUAAUGUUAAUACAAACUCGCGGCAGUCGCGGCUGGAGCGCGUUCGUGGUGUGCGGGCUGGUGGCGGUGGGGCUCGGCGCGAUCAUCGUCGAGUCCGGUGUCGCGCUACCCGCGGCCCACGGCGAACCCCCCGCCGAGCCCGGCGACGGCGAGCGGCGGCGGGAACACGCCGCGGCGGCACCACUACCGCCACCUACCGCGCCAUGA
This is a messenger RNA of Manduca sexta (tobacco hornworm), 4555 nucleotides long. It is a transcript of the gene arr, whose product is annotated as low-density lipoprotein receptor-related protein 6-like. The record is from RefSeq and is a predicted model, not a curated record. Gene Ontology annotation, molecular function: protein binding. Lineage: Eukaryota; Metazoa; Arthropoda; Insecta; Lepidoptera; Sphingidae.